GUUGUUUUCUUUCUGAAACUCUUGCUGGCUCAUACAGCAGUGCUGCAAAGCUUAAGCAUUCAGUAAAGAAUUGAAGAAAUACUGUAAAGAGAUGGAGCUUGACAAAGACCUCUGUAUUAAGAUGAAUGAUGGGAACAAAAUUCCUGCACUAGGAUUUGGUACCUAUUGUCCUGAUGACGUUCAAAAAAGUAAAUGUGAGGAGGCUACAAAGGUGGCUAUUGAAGUUGGCUUCCGCCAUAUUGAUGGAGCCUUUAUAUAUGGGAUUGAGGAGGAGGUUGGGCGAGCCGUUCAUGAGAAGAUUGCAGAUGGAACAGUCAAAAGAGAGGACAUAUUUUACACAGGAAAGCUUUGGAGUACCUUUCACCGUCCUGAACUUGUCCGAAGCUGCCUGGAACAAUCACUGAAGAAACUUAAGUUUGACUAUCUUGAUCUCUUCAUUAUCCACAACCCCAUGUCUCUAAAGCCUGGGACAGAUCCACUCCCAAAGGAUGAAAAUGGAAAAUUCAUUUUCGAUGUUGUAGAUCUGCGUCAAACUUGGGAGGCCAUGGAGGCAUGUAAAGACGCAGGCUUGGUGAAGUCCAUUGGAGUGUCCAACUUCAACAUCAGACAGCUGGAGAUGAUCCUGAACAAACCAGGGCUCAAGUACAAACCUGUUCUCAACCAGGUUGAAUGUCACCCUUACCUCAACCAAGGCAAACUACUGGCCUUCUGCAAAUCCAAGAAUAUCCUCCUCGAAGCCUAUUGUGUUCUGGGAUCACAGAGAGACAAGAAGUGGAUAGACCAAAGCACCCCAGUUCUGCUGGAGGACCCAGUACUGGGUGCAAUUGCCAAAAAAUACAACCAAAGCCCCGCUCUAGUAGCCCUGCGCUACCAGCUGCAGCGUGGUAUCGUGGUCCUCUUUAAGAGCUUCACCAGAAAGCAUAUUGAAGAAAACUUGCAGGUUUUUGAUUUCCAGCUCUCUGAGGAGGACAUGAAAACCAUUGAUGGGAUGAACAAAAACCGUUCCUAUGUGCAUUUAGAACAAUUUUUGGGCCACCCUCAGUUUCCAUUUAGGGAUGAAUAAUGGAAAGGAUCUUUUCACUGUUUCUGAUUUUAUUUUACGCAUAAGGAAAAUCAGACAUACAUUUCAUCUCCGUGCCCCAUUCCUGUGAUUAGCCCUAGAGAGGCACCCUGUUCUGGAAGCCCACCUUCUGCUGGUGAUGUCAAGAGAUUUACACUGUACAUUUAAACAGAAAUUCUAAUCAACUCAGUCUCUGAAUGGAACGGCACUUCAUUGCUAAUUGAGAAAAAUAAAGGUGUCUGUGUAAUGCA
Malaclemys terrapin pileata is the source of this 1311-nucleotide messenger RNA. Its product is annotated as estradiol 17 beta-dehydrogenase 5-like. Lineage: Eukaryota; Metazoa; Chordata; Testudines; Emydidae. Gene Ontology annotation, cellular component: cytosol. Gene Ontology annotation, biological process: steroid metabolic process. The coding region runs from base 92 to 1063 and encodes 323 amino acids. The transcript has 9 exons. Gene Ontology annotation, molecular function: steroid dehydrogenase activity; aldose reductase (NADPH) activity; ketosteroid monooxygenase activity. The record is from RefSeq and is a predicted model, not a curated record.